Messenger RNA from Anthostomella pinea, 1668 nucleotides. The record is from the annotation of a GenBank genome assembly. NCBI's taxonomy places the organism in Eukaryota, Fungi, Ascomycota, Sordariomycetes, Xylariales, Xylariaceae.
AUGGCGACCUCGAGGCCUAACAGCGUUUGGAGCAGUAGCAAAGGCAACAUGACCGACAUCGACACACCCACCGCGGUCACUCCUGAUGCUCAGUCGGAGGUCCUCACUACACAGCACGCUGAGAAGGGCAACGAGAAGCUCGGUCGAGUAGUUGGUGGGCGGUUCAUCCAGAUCAACCAGGAGUCCAACCUACACCAGGACCAUGGACUCCUCAAGACCAUCGACGACACCGACGUCCCCUUGACUCUCACCGAGAUGGUCCACAAGGAUGGCCAGGACUACAUCGUCCUGCACUUCGCCGAGGGCGACUGCGAGAAUCCAUUCAACUGGCCAGCAGGCAAGAAGAUCUUCGUUUGUGCCAUGUUGAACAUGAUGACCCUGUUUAUAGGAUUGGCGACGACAGCAUACAGUUCUGGUAUCGGCAGCAUGACUACAGAGUUUGGUGUCCCGCAGCUUUACGGCCAGCUCGGCCUCUUCACCUUCAACGCCGCCUGCGCUAUCGCUCCCCUGUUUCUUGCGCCUUUCUGCGAGCUGGUCGGUCGGAAGAUCGUCUACGCCGGAGGCUACCUCUGCUUCACGCUUCUCUUCAUCGGCCUGGCACUCGGCCGGAACAUCGAGACAAUCGUCAUCCUGCGGCUGCUCUUGGGUCUCUGCGGCUGCGUCGGAACCAUCCUUGUCGGCGGUACCUUCGACGACAUGUACGAACCACACCUGCGCGGCCCCCCGAUGGCGAUGUUCACAUAUGUGGCCAUUCUCGGAACGGUCGGAGCACCUAUAUACGCCGGCUUCAUCGACGAAACCAUUGGCUGGCGAUGGAUCGAGGGUAUCCAGGGACUGGCCAACAUCCCCCUGCUGCUCUGCGUCUUCAUCUUCUUCCCCGAGACUCGCGGCGGAGCCCGUCUGCACAAGCGCGCGAAGCAGCUCAAGAAGGCCACCGGCGACGACCGCUAUGCCGGCCCGGACGACCUCGACACCAAAUCCCCCAAGGACAUGCUCAAGGUCUCGUCCGUAAAGGCCAUCCGCAUGCUGGCCACCGAGCCCGUCGUCCUCGCCUUCGGCCUGUGGAUCGGGUUCGCCUGGUUCGUCACCUUCCUCUUCCUCAGCGCCAUCCCCAUCACCUUCCAGGAGAAGCGCGGCUGGUCCGAGGGCGUCGCCGGCCUGCCGUACAUCGGUCUCUGCAUCGGCACCACCAUCGGCUGGGCCGCGCACCACCUCCAGAUGCGCAAGUACAACCAGAUCGAGAACUCGGACGUCAAGGCGACCCCCGAACAUCGUCUCUACGGCGCCAUGUUCGGCGCCGUGUGGCUGCCGAUCGGCCUGUUCAUCUACAGCUUUACGCAGUACGCCUUCGUGCACUGGAUCGGCCCCUGCAUCGGCCUCGUGCUCAUCGCCGUCGGCAUCUUCUUCGUCUUCGAGGCCACCUACAGCUACACGGCCGACUGCUACGGGCAGAGCGCGUCGUCGGCGAUUGCUGGUCAGGGACUUGUGCGGAACAUGCUCGGUGCCGUCUCGCCCCUUUUCGCCAGCGCCUUCUUCCACAACCUCGGCAGCCAGUAUGCGGGUCUCCUUCUGGCCCUUGUCGCUACGGGCUUGAGUAUGAUCGCUUUUGUCAUGUUCAAGUUUGGCCCCCAGUUAAGAGCUCGGUCUAAGCGUGCUCUGGUGUACUGA